Molecule: messenger RNA, 1527 nt
Organism: Poecile atricapillus (Black-capped chickadee)
Lineage: Eukaryota; Metazoa; Chordata; Aves; Passeriformes; Paridae
Product: TATA-binding protein-associated factor 2N-like
Exons: 3
Coding region: 1-1101 (366 amino acids)
Source: RefSeq, a predicted model, not a curated record
AUGGGGUGGACACAGGGUGGACACGGGGUGGACAUGGGGUGGACAUGGGUGGAAUUGGAGAUGGACAUGGGUGGACACGAGGUGGAUUUGGGGUGGAUUUGGAGAUGGACACAAGGUGGACAUGGGGUGGACACAGGGUGGACACCAGGUGGACCCAGGUGGACAUGGGGUGGAUUUGGAGAUGGACAUGGGGUGGACCCAGGUGGACAUGGGGUGGAUUUGGAGAUGGACACGAGGUGGACACAGGGUGGAGACAAGGUGGACAUGGGGUGGAUUUGGAGAUGGACACGAGGUGGACGUGGGGUGGACACAGGGUGGACAUGGGUGGACACAAGGUGGAGGUGGGGUGGAAUUGGAGAUGGACACAAGGUGGACGUGGGGUGGAUUUGGAGAUGGACACAAGGUGGACAUGGGGUGGACAUGGGAUGGAUUUGGGGUGGACACGGGGUGGACAUGGGGUGGACACCAGGUGGGCAUGGGGUGGAUUUGGAGAUGGACAUGAGGUGGACAUGGGGUGGACACAGGGUGGAUUUGGAGAUGGACACAGGGUGGACGUGGGGUGGACAUGGGGUGGAUGUGGAGAUGGACACGAGGUGGACACAAGGUGGACAUGGGGUGGACGUGGGGUGGAAUUGGAGAUGGACACGAGGUGGACACAGGUGGACAUGGGAUGGACAUGGGGUGGACAUGGGUGGACACAGUGAAUUUGGAGAUGGACACAUUGUGGAUUUGGGGUGGAGGUGGGGUGGACACAGGGUGGACACGAGGUGGACACAGGGUGGACGUGGGGUGGAUUUGGAGAUGGACAUGGGGUGGACAUGGGUGGACACAAGGUGGAUGUGGGGUGGAAUUGGAGAUGGACACAAGGUGGACAUGGGGUGGACAUGGGGUGGAAUUGGGGUGGACGUGGGGUGGGCACAGAGUGGACACGCGGUGGACAUGGGGUGGAGGUGGGGUGGACAUGGGGUGGUGGACACAGGGUGGACACAGGGUGGACAUGGGGUGGAUUUGGAGAUGGACACAAGGUGGACACGAGGUGGACAUGGGGUGGACACAAGGUGGACAUGGGGUGGAUUUGGAGAUGGACAUGGGUGGACAUGAGGUGGACACAGAGUGGAUUUGGAGAUGGACACAAGGUGGACAUGGGGUGGAUUUGGGGUGGACACAAGGUGGACACAGGGUGGAGGUGGAGAUGGACAUGAGGUGGACACAGGGUGGACACGGGGUGGAUUUGGGGUGGACACAGGUGGACAUGGGUGGACACAGGGUGGACAUGGGGUGGACAUGGGUGGACACAGAGUGGAUUUGGAGAUGUACCCAUGGUGGACAUGGGGUGGAUUUGGGGUGGACACAAGGUGGACACGGUGUGGACAUGAAGUGGAUUUGGAGGUGGAUAUGAAGUGGACAUGAGGUGGACAUGGGGUGGACCCAUGGUGGACAUGGAGUGGACAUGGGUGGACACAGGGUGGAUUUGGAGAUGGACAUGGGGUGGAUUUGGGGUGGACAUGGGUGGACACAAGGUGGACA